This is a messenger RNA of Arctia plantaginis, 390 nucleotides long. Lineage: Eukaryota; Metazoa; Arthropoda; Insecta; Lepidoptera; Erebidae. The record is from the annotation of a GenBank genome assembly.
AUGAUCGUACUAAACAAAUCUAAUUUUAUACGUUUAUUAUUUCUAAUAUUAAUUGAAAUAAUUAGUGCCCAAGAGAAAUAUUACGAAAGCAAGUAUGAUUACUAUGACGUCGACAGUUUAAUACAAAAUCCUCGAUUGUUGCAAAAGUACUUAGACUGUUUCUUGGAGCAAGGACCUUGUACACCCGUUGGGAGAGUUUUUCGACAAAGAUUGCCGGAAAUCGUAGUGACCGCCUGCAAGAAGUGUUCUCCAUCACAGCGAAGACUAGCCAGGAAAUCUUUCAACGCGUUUAGGCAGAACUUUCCCGAGAGUUAUCAACAACUAAUGACAAAACUUGAUCCCAAGAAUAAAUACUAUGAAGCUUUUGAAAAGGCUAUAAACGACGCUUGA